This is a messenger RNA of Hyla sarda, 2253 nucleotides long. It is a transcript of the gene PPP4C, whose product is annotated as protein phosphatase 4 catalytic subunit. The coding region runs from base 181 to 1104 and encodes 307 amino acids. Lineage: Eukaryota; Metazoa; Chordata; Amphibia; Anura; Hylidae. Gene Ontology annotation, molecular function: protein serine/threonine phosphatase activity. Gene Ontology annotation, biological process: double-strand break repair via homologous recombination; peptidyl-serine dephosphorylation. Gene Ontology annotation, cellular component: nucleus; cytoplasm. The transcript has 9 exons. The record is from RefSeq and is a predicted model, not a curated record.
GGCUGGUUGCCAGGCAGGGCUGAAAGGGGCGGAGCUAGUGACGAGGUGGUGACGUCAUCUUGUCGCGGUGCUUCGCUCUCGGUGUGUGGAGGAGGAAGCGGGAGGCACCGGAGGAGGGAGCGCCGUCACCGCUCGAGUUACACCGGACACAGCGGCUCAGAGGCUCGGUAAGGAGGAGCCAUGACUGAAAUCAGUGACCUGGACCGACAGAUCGAGCAGCUGAGACGCUGUGAACUCAUCAAGGAGAGCGAAGUCAAAGCCCUUUGUGCCAAGGCCCGGGAGAUCCUGGUUGAAGAGAGCAAUGUCCAGAGGGUGGACUCUCCGGUCACAGUCUGCGGUGACAUCCACGGCCAGUUCUAUGACUUGAAGGAGCUGUUUAGGGUUGGCGGUGAUGUCCCGGAAACAAACUACCUGUUCAUGGGAGACUUUGUGGAUCGCGGCUUUUACAGUGUCGAAACAUUCCUCCUCCUCCUCGCAUUAAAGGUUCGCUAUCCUGACAGGAUCACACUCAUUCGCGGGAACCACGAAAGCCGACAGAUCACACAAGUUUACGGUUUCUACGACGAGUGCCUGCGCAAAUACGGCUCCGUGACAGUAUGGCGGUACUGUACGGAAAUCUUCGACUACCUUAGCCUGUCUGCCAUUAUCGAUGGAAAGAUCUUCUGUGUACAUGGCGGACUCUCCCCGUCAAUACAAACCCUAGACCAGAUACGAACCAUCGACCGCAAACAGGAAGUCCCUCACGACGGCCCCAUGUGCGACCUGCUGUGGUCCGAUCCAGAAGAUACCACCGGGUGGGGAGUCAGCCCUCGCGGAGCCGGUUACCUGUUUGGCAGCGACGUGGUAGCGCAGUUCAACGCGGCCAACAACAUCGACAUGAUCUGCCGCGCGCACCAGCUGGUGAUGGAAGGAUAUAAAUGGCACUUCAACGAGACGGUCCUGACCGUGUGGUCUGCGCCAAACUACUGCUAUAGAUGUGGGAACGUCGCCGCCAUUCUUGAGCUGGACGAGCAUCUUCAGAAGGAAUUCAUCAUCUUUGAAGCGGCUCCUCAAGAGACCAGAGGCAUUCCCUCCAAGAAACCUGUCGCCGACUACUUCCUGUGACCUUGCCCCCGUGUUUCCAUGCCAGGGCCUCUCCACUAUUUCCUCCUGAUGUGUCUCGAACUUCUCCAAAGGCCUCUCUUCCUCCCUCCUCCUCCUUCUUGCUCACGGUGGGACCGAAUACACAAUAUGGGGGGCAGAAGAGCUCGCAGACUUUGCCUCUCUUCCCUCCCCCCCUCCUUGUUUAAGUCUUAUAAGGGUUAAUGUGCUGAGGGGGGGGGGUACCCUGACCCUAAAGGGAGGGGGCUGUGCUCUGUGUUCUUGUCUAUGGGUGGGAGGGAACGCUCUGCAGAACGGAGCAACGUGCUGUGUGUGUCUCAGGAAAAGGGUUAUCCCAAUGCUCUGUAAGACUUUUUUUCAUUGGGGGUGGGGGUGAAGACCGCGGUACCAGACCGGGAGGAAGGGGGUGGGGGGGGGGUACGUCAGGGCAGUGUUAUGCAAGGAAACCAAAAUCCUUUUAGAAAUUUUCUUUUUUUACUUCCCCCCCCCCCCCCCCCCCCCCCCUGAUUUUAUAAAUUCCUUAAAACAAAAAAAAUCCCUGAAUCCAGUCAUUCCUCCGCGUCCCCCACGUUCGGCUGGUGGUGGUCUGACGUUAGUUCGGAGUGCCUUAGUGCAAGCAGACCCUGGGCCCUACAACCCCAGCAGGACUGACAUGGAUGCGCGCUCCCCCCCCCCCCCCCCCCCCCACGACACGUUGCCAUAUGAGGUUUUUUUUUUUUCUUUCUCAAGCCGCAUAAUUCGCCUUUUCACGUUCCCACAACUCCGGAGAUCGUUCGCCACCAGGGAUUCCGCCUCUCCGGGACCCUCCUGUAUUUUUUUUGUAAUUUAUUAUUUUUUUCCCCCCUCCUCCCUCUUUUCUAUCCCACUCUUUACAUGUGACCCCCCCCCCCCCUCCCUAGUAGAUUCCCGUUGACCAUGCGCAUCUAUCAGUCAGGUUUUUAUUAUUUUUAAUUUUACUUUUUUUUUUUUGGUAGAUAAAAGCCACAGACGUCUGCUAAUAAAACAAGAGAAAAAAAAAAUAAAAAAAACUGUAAAGAUGGCAAAAUGUGUGGCGUGUAGUGUCUGUGGCAUCGUGUUUAUAUGGGGGAGGGGAGAUGGAUCUAGAAGGAGCUAUUUAUGUUUAACUACAACUUCUUAGUUUUCUAUAAUAAA